GUAAAGCUCUUUCAGAACCUUGCUCUCCCAGCUUGGCUCCAGUGGCUGUCUUCUCUGAUUCCUCAAACAUUUCCAAAAUGGCCCUUUUAAUUCCAUUCUUCAUCGGGAUACUGAUGCUUCACUCGGUGGUUGCCUCUCCACCUCUUCGUUUUCUCCCCCAGUCAUGCAAUUCUUCGGUGGUAACGGCUGCUGCAGAAGCGGCCCUUAACAAACUCAAUGCAGAUCGCAGGGAAGGCUACGUUCUCAGCCUCCAGCGCAUUUUUGAUGCCCGCCAACUACCCCAGAGGAUUGCUGGUGCCCUUUUGUACCUCGUCUUGGAUGUGUUAGAAACUGAUUGCCAUGUCCGGAGCAGGAAGUUGUGGAAAGACUGCAACAUUAGACCGGCACACGAGACAGUCUAUGGCCAAUGCAAAGUAAUAACUCAUUUCAACAGGGAUUCAGAUCAUUCGGACUUGUACAGUUAUGACUGUGUUUUACACCCACAUUCUGAUCCUGCUAUUAGACGUUCUUGCCCUGACUGUCCAGUUCUCGGAAAACCUUCUGAAGCUGAUUUUCAGGAGACAGCAAAGGAGACCCUGGCCAAAUUCAAUGCUGAAAAUAACCAUAUUCAUUAUUUUACCAUUCUCAAGGUCACCAAAGCAAGUUCACAGUGGGUUGUUGGUCCUUCCUACUUUGUAGAAUACACCGUGCAGGAGACUUCCUGUCACAAAAGUCCACCUGUGUCUGACAUCACCAAAUGCCCUCUCCUCCCAUCUGAAACUGCGGAGGCAGGCCUAUGCAAAGGCUCUGUGGUAAACAGUCGAAUAGAAAAUCGGAAAUUUGUCACCGUAAAAUGCAAUUUCUUCCCGCAUCCGCCACCAGUUACAGCUGAACAGACUCCACAAUCUGGGUCGGAACCUGGGCAGGAGGAACACCAUGAUGAUGGUGAAAGACCCACAGAUCAUGGACACCAUCAUCAGCACUCCCAUCCCCACCAUCACGAACAUAAUGGACAUAAGCAGGACCACCAGGAGCCACACCAUCCUCACCCCUCAGCUGACAUCACUGAGACACUACCAGAGCAGAAGGAAACAGUGGGGCGGGUGAUAGUCUGUCCGUCAAGCGAGCAUGUCUCGCUCCACUCCUUACCAGAAGCUCAAGCAGAGCAGAUAGAUGAGAAACCGAUUCCUCCAGAAGUGCAGGAGCCAAAUCCAUCCGCUGACCUCAGUCUUGCUCCUCAGGAACAGAAACCCAGUACUCCCUCAGUCAAGCCAGCCAGGCCAGGCAUUCCUCCCUUCCCCAGUGGGUUUUCAGAAUCAGCUGAAUGUCCAGGAGACCUUGCAAUAGAGGUCUAUGGCCUUCAGCUGCCCCUACACCCACAGGCUGCAAGUUCCCAAACACUGAGUGAUGCAGAGCAUUGAAAGCUUAACACAGAGGAAACACAGCAAAGUCCUCCCCACCAGCAGGGAAAGGGAGGAAGGAAGGUUCUAGAGCUCUUUCCUUACAACAAAUGUCUGGCCAUUUGGAUAUGGACUGUAUUGGUAUCUGUGGGUGUACCAGAACAUCUCCCUGGCACCAAAGUUAACAACUAAAGAAAUCUCGGUAAUUGGGCUCCCUUUUCCUGUGCUCUUUGGUCUAAAUUAGGCACAGGAGUGGCAGCCCAAUUGUUAUCCAGACAUUCUCCUAUAUUCCCUUAAUUAUGGAAUUGGACCUGAGAGAAAAAGAGAGUUCAGAAUCAAUAUUCCUGUUUGAAUCAGGACUCACACUAAAAUUGAAAUUCUUCCUGAAAACCCAUUGCCCUUUUUAUGACAUUUUGUGCAUUUAAGAGGGAACACUUAGAAAGCUCAACAAAUUCUGUGCUGUUUAUAGAUCUUUACUACCAACAGAAGACAAGCUUCUCAAGUGUGUAAAUAACAUCAUAAGAGCCUCCCUUCCUCCUUCAUCACAGCAACUAGUUUUGUGCUCAAGGAAAUUUUAACAACACUCACUCAAUAAAAGACACCGUGUGGGA
Molecule: messenger RNA, 1990 nt
Organism: Candoia aspera
Lineage: Eukaryota; Metazoa; Chordata; Lepidosauria; Squamata; Candoiidae
Product: fetuin-B-like
Exons: 7
Coding region: 78-1400 (440 amino acids)
Biological process (GO): binding of sperm to zona pellucida; negative regulation of endopeptidase activity
Cellular component (GO): extracellular region
Molecular function (GO): metalloendopeptidase inhibitor activity; cysteine-type endopeptidase inhibitor activity
Source: RefSeq, a predicted model, not a curated record